GAUUUCAUGGUGAAGGGCUACCCGCCCAAGUCCCUACUAGAGGCUGUCUCAUGGUCGCAGACAAAGGAGGUCCUUGACCUCUAUCGCGAGGGGGAGCUAGCAGCAGAUGAGGUCCUGGGAUCAAAACAAGGCCGUGGAGGCUUGCUCUCGGCACUUGUGGCGCCCAGGAUUCCAGAGAGGCUGCUGCCCUUUCCAGGAGGACAGUUGUUGGCGUUCUGCCGGAUGGGCAACUAUGCGCAGAACAUCCGAAGGUAUCUGAAAUUCUUUAACCCGGAGCAGAUGGUAUUUGCUGAGACUAGCAAGCUG
Messenger RNA from Symbiodinium pilosum, 306 nucleotides. The record is from the annotation of a GenBank genome assembly. NCBI's taxonomy places the organism in Eukaryota, Dinophyceae, Suessiales, Symbiodiniaceae.